CCUUUUACAAUCCAAUUCUCCUUUCACAAUCCAAUUUUCAGACCCAACCUUCUCCAGACAAAUAAAUCAUCUGCAUAGUAAGCCUCAUUGCACUAAUUCUCUUUCUUUUACAUCUUCAUUUUGCAAAUUUCUUUGUUUUGUCAUCACCCCUUCCCACCUCUUUGCAUCUCCAUCUUCCCCCACAGUGGUUCAACCCCACAGAGCUCCUCAUCAAAUCGCACUCUCCAAUUCCAUUGAGAAAUAUUUAUCUGGGUCGCGGUCGCUCCGUCGGUACUAUUUGCCGCGACAAGCCCGCAAGACCGAAUGAUGGUCUCGUACAAGGAUACCCCCGCCAAGAAAACCCCCGCCAAGGAUGUCGACGAACACGAGUCAGAUUCGGAGUCGGAGUCCGACUUCGACGAAGACAACAAUAACUUCAAAUCUCCAGAGGGUUUGCCUGAGGCGCAUUUCCAUCGUCGUACGAUCCAAGACCUUGUCGACAUGAUGGAUAGUCCGAACUUGGAUCUCAACCCGAGCUACCAGAGAGACCUAGUCUGGAGCCCUGAGCGUAUGACGAAGUUGGUCGACUCUUUGAUGACCAGCUAUUACAUUCCGCCAUUGAUCUUCAAUGUGGUCGAUAUAAUUACGGAAGACGGUUCGGCGAAGUUCCUCAGGAGGUCGGUCGAUGGGAAGCAGCGACUCUCUUCCAUACGUGAGUUUGUCAAGGGCAAGAUCCCGUGCCAUGACAGGGGCGGAAAGAAAUUCUAUUUCUGCGAAAACCCCGACAUACCUAGCAAGACCGUUAGAAAGAUCCUGCCGCAGCAUGAAAAGAUGAGGUUCAUGCAGAAGGACCUUAUAUGUGUGGAGUACAGCGGGCUCGAGAAACACCAAGAAGAGGACUUGUUCUCAAGGGUACAGCUGGGAGUACCCCUUACCCCGGCAGAGAAGCUCCGUGCCAGUUCUGGACUUUGGCAGGACUUUGCAGUUGUCGUCGGAGACGAGUUUAAACAACUGGUGGACGGCGUGGUGGACGAUCGUCGGGCCCGCGGUUUCCAACUGAUCCUUCAAGUAUUCAAACAGUUGCUGAAAGGCGACUCCAACGACCUCGAUCCCAAGUACUCUGCUGGGGCCGGUGCGUUGAAGGGUUUCUGUUCGGAGACUGUCUUCUUGACAGAGGAGUUCAAGAAGAGCGCAAGGACUGUUUUCACACGCUACUUGGAAGUUUAUCGGGAGUACCCCGAUACGUUUAAGAACCACGGGUACAAGCAUGCAACCAAGUUCUCGCCUGUGGAGUUUGUCGGCGUCGCGGUGUUGAUCCACCGAUUUCCGACUCGGAACACCCGUCUCCUCUCGGGAGAUAUUCUCGAGCUACGGAAACAGUUACGUGAGAAGAGGCAAGACCUACGGUCCAACACAGAAACCUGGAGGUCCCUGGUAGCGUCCAUUUUGGACAUUGAAGAACUCCGCGGAGCUGUGGUACCCAAUGGUCCCAACCAUAUCUUCGGUUCGGCCGCGGAAGGAGCCAUGAGCUUUGCCGCUGCGCCUCCCGUCGCCGGCGCGAAUAUAUCGUCUAUUGAUGCCACCGGAAAGACCCCGACCGCCCCUCUCCACACCGGUAGACCUGCCAACAAGAAUCAAACCAAGAACACCUCGGUCUUGAUUACCGCUCCCCCACCUCCAAACGCCCGGAAACGCUCCUCCCAUUAUAAGCAGCAGAAGCAACAGCAUGAAGGCGAGCAACUUCGCAGACAGUUGCAGCAGCAACAGCAGCAGCAACCACAGCAGCAACCACAGCAGCAACCGCAGCAGCAACAGCCGCAUAAAGACGAGCGACUUCUCCAGAGACAGUUGCAUCAACAACCGCAGGAGACGAGAAGUUUCCUUGCACAGGGCCAUUCUCGGCCGGUAACCUACUUUGGAAGCCAGAACGGUUUUGUACCUGCGAACCAGUUCAGCUCCCGUUUUCAGGCCGUCCGCAGUGAGGGCCUGAAACGCGUCCGCCCGGAUGAUGGCGAGGGGGGGUUGGGAGUCACCAUCAAGAAGGAGAGACUUGACUAGACUGGUUGGUUGCGUUGACGGGAGUUUCGGUGUUUUCAAAAUGGGGCUUUUUUUUUUCUUCAUUUUUUGUUAGAGACGAGUAGGAUACCGCAGUAGCGGAUUUUUUUGUUUGAUUUUCACCCGGUUUUCUUCAUGGCGUGUAUCUUUGUUGAUGUUUUUCUGAUUUUCACCUGGUUUUCUUCAUGGCGUGUAUCUUUGUUGAUGUUUUUCUGAUUUUCACCUGGUUUUCUACAUGACGUGUAUCUCUUUCGAUGUUUUUUCUUCUUUUCUUUGUUGGGCAUCCUUACUUGUCUGUACUUCUGGACAUUGAUUGAGAUGGGAGCGGCGGACUGUUCCUAAUGUUGAGGGUAUUUCCUUCGGUAGAGAAGGGGCCUUGAUUGAUACUGAGUCUUGAGUGAAGAUGGUGGACUCCUUGUGUUGAAGACUGUGUGACAGAAGUGAGUGCGUUAAUGAACCGACGAGCUGCGUGGAGUAG
Molecule: messenger RNA, 2512 nt
Organism: Tricharina praecox
Lineage: Eukaryota; Fungi; Ascomycota; Pezizomycetes; Pezizales; Pyronemataceae
Exons: 3
Coding region: 304-2037 (577 amino acids)
Source: RefSeq, a predicted model, not a curated record